AUGUCACCAGCGGUUGAUACUACCAGCACUCAAGCAGAGAUCGAGGAAACAGCUCUCAAAUUGGCCAGCCUCAAGCCAGUUGGCGCCAAAAACUUUAUCAAGAAAACCAGAUUUGGUUCUCAAGCUUCGUGGGUUGAAAAGCUUCCUGAGCCUGCUCGCAAGAGACUUGAGAAGUAUAACAUCGACUUGUCCAAAGGUUACCCAAAGGUGCCGGAAGAGAAGGACAUUCCAAAGUUUGUUGACGAAGCCCAUGCUAUCAGAAACGAGGAAUACCCUUACAUUGAACGUGCUAAGAACGCCGAUCCUGAAAAGAAAGCUUUGUUUGGUGCUGCAAAGGAGGUGAGAAACUUGACGAAGCACAUUGGUACCGAGAUCAUUGGCUUGCAAUUGUCAGACCUCACUGACCAGCAGAAAGACGAGUUAGCUCUUUUGGUUGCUGAAAGAGUUGUUGUGUUUUUCAAAAAUCAAGAUUUGUCUCCACAGAAGCAAUUGGAGCUCGGCCACUACUGGGGUCAAGUAGAGGUUCACGCACAGGUUCCAAGAGUCCCAGACACUAAGGAUGGUAAGAGCCUUGCAGGGAUCACAGUUAUCUGGCAAGACUACGCCAAGGAGUUCUUUGGCCUCCCCUUGACUUUCAAGGACAACACCAAGGGCAACGGACAAUGGCACACUGACUUGGUGCAUGAGUUUCAGCCAGCUGGUAUCACUCAUUUGCACAACGAUACUAUUCCUGCUGUUGGUGGUGAUACUCUCUGGGCGUCUGGCUACGCCGCUUAUGACAAGUUGUCACCAGCCUUUCAAAAGUUCUUGGAUGGAAAGACUGCAAUUUACCGUUCAGCCCAUCGUUAUAUCGACAGAGAGAAUCCUUUGAACGGACCAAAGCACAUUGAGAGGGAGCACCCAAUUGUGAGGACUCACCCUGCCACUGGUUGGAAGUCUUUGUUCGUUAACAGGUCUAUGACUGUCCGCAUAGUGGGAUUGCAAGAAGCAGAGUCCAAGCUUAUUUUGGAAUACUUAUUCUCUAUCUUUGAGAAGAACUUGGACAUCCAAGUAAGGUUCAACUGGGCCUCCGAAAAUGGAAAGGGGACCUCUGCUAUCUGGGAUAACAGAAUCUCCCAGCAUAACGCUGUUUGGGACCACGAAGGAUUGGAACCUAGACAUGGUACUAGAGUGACUUCUUUGGCAGAGGUUCCAUUUUUCGAUCCAAAUUCCAAGUCCCAGAGAGAAGCUUUGGGUUUGUCUUUGGACUAG
Candidozyma auris is the source of this 1251-nucleotide messenger RNA. RefSeq lists its product as uncharacterized. Bases 1 to 1251 code for a protein of 416 amino acids. The transcript has a single exon. Gene Ontology annotation, cellular component: cytoplasm. Gene Ontology annotation, molecular function: 2-oxoglutarate-dependent dioxygenase activity. The record is from RefSeq and is a predicted model, not a curated record. Lineage: Eukaryota; Fungi; Ascomycota; Pichiomycetes; Serinales; Metschnikowiaceae.